Engraulis encrasicolus (European anchovy) is the source of this 4685-nucleotide messenger RNA. RefSeq names its product PHD finger protein 12b (gene phf12b). Lineage: Eukaryota; Metazoa; Chordata; Actinopteri; Clupeiformes; Engraulidae. The record is from RefSeq and is a predicted model, not a curated record. Gene Ontology annotation, biological process: negative regulation of transcription by RNA polymerase II. Gene Ontology annotation, molecular function: protein binding; transcription corepressor activity. The transcript is spliced from 14 exons. The coding region runs from base 658 to 3768 and encodes 1036 amino acids. Gene Ontology annotation, cellular component: Sin3-type complex; nucleus.
UUAGCUGCCUGUGCUAGCAAGCAAUGAUGGUUGCCUUUUCAUAACAAUACUUCAGAUUUUGCCUUGCCUGGCGAGUAACAUGUUUGCGCUUUGCAACAGUCGAGUGGACUAAUGGAAUGCGUUUCUUCUGCAUAAAACUGAAAUCAGUCUAUCUUGGACAAUGGAAGCAACUUGUUUUGUUCAUUUUACUAGCAUCCUUACCAGCAGCUUUUGCAGGAGCAGGGAGAAGAAUCACAUAGGCUAGGCCGCAUAAACAAUAACUGUUCUGGACGCGGUAAGCCUGUUAAACUCGGGAUUGAAAGGACACCUGCAAUUAACACUUUCUAUAUGGACAUUUGAUCUUAUGGCUCGCUGUGUUUUGCUAUUAUGUUACCUGUCUUGCUGUCCGACAGCAAGUACCUUCAACGUUGUCUUUGCUAGUCAAAAUGGGUCGCUAGCUAAAUAGCUAGCUAGUACCACUAACCUUGGCUAGGAUAGCCAGCACUCUUCUUCUUUUCUCUCUACAUUUAUGACACAAUUUCAAAGAGCUUUGACACUUUUGUUUUCUAAUCAAGUCGUGCACAGUUGUCGUGCCAAAGAGAGUGUCACACUCUCGUGGAUUGUGGAACCUAAAGGAUUCUUACCAGCGGGAGCUUUGAUUGUGCUAACGUUAGAUGAAUGUGGGACUGGGACAAAAUGGAGACCCCGAGGAUUGUGUACGAUUUGGAUACGUCUGGGGGUCUAAUGGAGCAAAUACAAACGCUACUUGCACCACCAAAGUCUGAAGAUGGAGAGAAAAAGCGAAAACCUGAAAGGGAAACCCGGAGAAGCGGGAGAGCCACUAACCACGACACCUGCGACAGUUGCCGCGAAGGGGGCGAUCUGCUGUGCUGUGACCAUUGUCCCGCCGCCUUUCAUUUGCAAUGCUGCAAUCCACCUUUAAGUGAAGAUAUGCUGCCUCCAGGAGACUGGAUGUGUCAUCGCUGUAACGUUCGCAAGAAGAAGCGCGAGCAGAAGGCUGAGCAGAUGAAUGGCCUGCUGGAGCGUCCGUUCUCCAAGCGCUCGGCUUCCCCGGCGGCAGAGCUGGACCUGAACACCAUCAGUGGCGGUGUUGGUGGUGGCAUCGGCACCACCAUCACAGGCCCCAGGAUGGGCUCCAUGCUCCCCACGCUGUGCCUGGACAGACUGCCCCCCAUGCCGGGCAGUGGUGGUGGUGGUGGUGGUGGCGGCAGCCUGCGGGUGGCCGUGGCUCAGGUGCGUCUCCUGGAGCGUCGCACCAGCAGCCGCAACAACAGCCGGCCUGGCACGCCCACCUCCAACGCCUCCACGGACACCCCCACGCCCUCGGAGACCAACGAGGCGGACGGAGAGGAGGAGGAGGAGAUGAUGAUGCUGGACGCCGAGGAGGAGGCGCAGGGCUCGGAGACGGAUGCAGGGGGUGCCCAGCAUCGUCUGAAGCGGCCCUUUGAGCUGCUCAUCGCGGCCGCCAUGGAGCACAACCCCACGCAGUUCCAGCUGCCCCACGAGCUCACUUGCACCACCGCACUGCCAGGAAGCAGCAAGCGGAGACGGAAAGAGGAGAUGACGGGAAAGAAUGUAAAGCGGCUGCCGCACGAGCUGGACACCAAUGGGCUGGUCCCACUACCAGUGAGGGCCUGCUACACCUGCAGCAGGAGUUGUCGCGUUGCUCCGCUGGUCCAGUGCGACUACUGCCCCCUGCUGUUCCACAUGGACUGCCUGGAUCCGCCCCUCACUGCCAUGCCUGCCGGGAGGUGGAUGUGCCCCAACCACAUGGAGCAUGUCAUGCUUAACGAGAGGCGCGUCUCCUACAACAAUCGAUGCCAGCUCUUUGACCAGUUCCAAGACCGCAUUUCUCAGCAUGCAGUCAAGGUGGACUUCCUGCGGCAGAUUCACAGACAAAACCCACCCAACCGCAGCGGCCCUCACCACAACAGGAAAGCACUCAAGGUUCCAGACUCGAUUAAAAGUCAGUACCAGUGUCCCCCUACUCUUCCGGAACCUUCUGGGGUUCGGCAAGGGGAACUGGUCUGUCAUGGCGUCCCCGAGAAAGAGCACCCGUCAUCUCAACAGUAUUCAGCCAGCGAAGCCGAGCAGCAGGAGUGGCUUCGUGGUGUCAUUUCACUCCAGUGCAGUGUGAUGAGACAUUUAUCUGCCAAGCAGAUGUCAUCGUCCUCCAACGGGGACUCCAGGCAGCAGCAGAGCCAGCAGCGAGAGGCUGACGCAACAGACGUCAAGCCCUGUGUGGCCGCUGAGAAGAGCAAGGAGCCAGGCUUCCACAGCCCCACCUCGACCACCACACACAGGGCUCACUCACCCACCGCCUCACCCAGCCUUUACCCUAAGCCCUGCAGUACCCGCGUCGGCCCCCAGGGGGCCCCCGUCCUCCACAACUCCCAGGCCCAUGGCCGUGCCCACACGGAGCAGCCUGGUCGGUGUAGCACGGUUGGCGAGAAGCCCUGCCAGGACUGUAGGCCUCUGAAUGGGCUUCUGGAGGGCCGGGUGAAGGCCAAUGGCCCCAUGGUACGAGAAGGGGAGACGGAGGACCGGAAGCCAGCCACCGGGGGACCCUGCAGGCUUCUGUUUGGCUCUGAGCCCUCAUCCACGCUCCCCAACCAUGUGAAGACGGAGAAGGGCAGCCACCUGUCCAUCCCCUGUGCUGUGAAAGAGGGAUUUUCAUCGUCGGGUGGUGAGGGAAGCGUGUCGCUUGGUGCUCUGAGUCCAGGGGGAAGGCUGUCUCCCGCGAUGGCAGCUCUGUCCAGCUGCUUGAAAGGAGUAGUUGAAGGAAAAGCAGACAUUGAGCUCAGCAAGCUGGACGAGAGCCUGAUCCGCAUGCUGGCACAGCAGAGGAUCCAGCAGCUCUUCCCCCGCAAGGCGGCCCAGCUACCCAGCAGCAGCAGCAGCAGCAGCCAGGCUGGCCUGGACACCCCCACCACAAUCACUGCCUCCCCUUCCUCCACCACGCCUUCCUCUGUCGCCCACACACCUCCCCCAGAAGCACAAAAGAAGGAUGUCCAGGCCAGGGCAGUGUUCUAUCCUCUGCUGGGCAAAGGUGGAGCUGUGAGCAUGCGCUAUAGGACUUUGUAUAUAGGAACUGGUGCUGAAAUGGAUGUGUGCCUUACCAAGUAUGGUCGUUGUAAUUAUGUUUCAGGAAAACAUGCCUGUAUUUUUUAUGAUGAGAACACAAAGCAUUAUGAGCUGCUGAACUACAGUGAGCAUGGGACCACGGUGGACAACGUGCUGUACUCCUGUGACUUCUCAGAGAAGACGGCUCCCACGCCAGCCAGCAGUAUCGUCUCCAAAGUGCAGAGCAUGCGACACUGCAAGAAGAGGAAAGUGGAGCAGGAGGGUGCAGUGGAGGGCUAUCUGCCACCAGGGGGCGUGAUGAGUAGCCAGCAGCUUCAGCAGGGAGCAGGGGGAGCAGGAUCAGUAGCAGGGGAAGAGCCCCGGCAGCAGUGUAACUGCAAGGCCAGCAGCAGUAGCCUGAUCGGGGGCAGCGGCGCGGGCUGGGAGGGCACGGCGCUCCUCCACCACGGCAGCUGCAUCAAGCUGGGCUGCCUGCAGUUCGUCUUCAGCAUCGCCGAGUUUGCCUCCAAGCAGCCCAAGGAGGAGGAGGAAGUGGAGGUGGAGGUAGAGACGGAAGAGGUGGUGGUGGAGGAGGAAGGGGAGGUGCUGUGUCCGGGACAGGAAGGGGUGGAGCUGCUGGCCGAGGCCCAGGCCUCCGGGCUGACGCUCCACGCCACGGUGCUGCGCUCCAACUCGGUGCCCUAACACCCCGGUUCUGAUCCGGCAUGGAACUGGCUCAGAUCAACCGGCCCCUGGCUCAACUUAACCAACCACCCUACCCCAGCGACAGACACACACCCCAAGGGAAGCUCAUGAAGCCAAUUUGCAUAGGGAAAAGAAAUGACUUUGAUUUUAUACCAGUCAUACGGUCACAUGAAUUGUAGGUUGUCUUUUUUAUUAUUUAAUUUUAUUUUUUAGGUCUCAUGAGCCAUUUAUUUUGCACAUUGUGUUUCUUUUUUCCUUCUUUUUUAUUUUAUUUUAUUUUUUGUAAAAAGAAAAAUCUAAAUAAUGCAAAGGCCGUUAAGAACCAUCUUUGAAAACAAAAUGGUCUUCUCUCUCUUUACCUUUGGAAGGUACCUAUCCUUCAACUUCAUCAUAGUGUCCUCUUUGUGCCAGUAAAGGAAGUUUUUUUAUGUGCAUCCUCUUUCAAUCAGUUCAUGUACUCCCUUUUUAUUUUAUUUUAUGUUAUAGAAUUAUACUCAUACCCUUUUUUUCUUUUGCUACUUUUGCACUGCAGGUAGCUGUAUCAUCUUGCACACACAUGCACAUUAAUGUGUAUGUUCAAGAACUGUAUGUUAAGGUACAUACAGAACAUUUCAGUUUUUUUUCUUUUGCGAUUUGAGGCAUAGGAUACCCUUGUAUAUACGUUGUUGUAUAGUUUCAAUUUGACAGUACUUCACAAGUUACAAGUUCUUUUUAUUUUUGUUUUAUGUAUAAAAAAACAACUUUGUGGUAAAACAUGUCUUUAUGUCCUGUCCAUCUGUAAUAGCUCAUGUAAAUAGACACAUCGUUUUAGAUCUCGUUUUAAAAUUUCUUGCAUUUCUGUACAUGGAAAAAAAGGUUUUUGCCUGUAUUAUAAACAGUGUAAAUACAUAAAGAUUUUUAAGUACAAAGCAAAUUCA